Molecule: messenger RNA, 1396 nt
Organism: Manihot esculenta (cassava)
Lineage: Eukaryota; Viridiplantae; Streptophyta; Magnoliopsida; Malpighiales; Euphorbiaceae
Exons: 10
Coding region: 74-1114 (346 amino acids)
Molecular function (GO): catalytic activity
Source: RefSeq, a predicted model, not a curated record
UUAAGUUGGCUCUUUUUGUUCUUGACGGCUGGUUUUCUUUCUAAUUUCUUGUUGCUGUUAAGGAGCAUAAACGAUGAUGUCUCUUAACUGGGGCUCUCCGUCGACAGUUAUGGGAGUAGUAUUGCAACUCAAAAUGAAUUCAAAUCGUCUCAAGGUUUUGGCAGCUGGUAGCAAUGGUGAGUUUCCGCCAUUUCUUCCCAAACAGGUAGAGAAAAUCAAGGAUCCUUUCGCCAGAUCUUUGGCUAAGAGAAUACAGAGGCUCCCAGUUCAGAUGGAUUUUCCAGAUAAAUGUAUUAUGAGUAGCUGUAUUAAACCAGUGAUACAGAGUAAAAACAGUCCACUGGUUCUCCUCCAUUGCUUUGACAGCUCUUGUUUAGAAUGGAGAUGCUCAUACCCUUUGCUUGAGGAGGCUGGUUUGGAGGCCUGGGCAGUUGAUAUUCUUGGAUGGGGCUUUUCUGAUUUAGUAGAAAAUCGUCCACCAUGCGAUGUUGCAUCUAAGCGUUAUCACCUCUAUCAGUUUUGGAAGUCCUACAUCAAAAGGCCAAUGAUAUUAGUCGGACCAAGUCUUGGCGCCUCUGUUGCAAUUGAUUUUAGUGUCAAUUAUCCAGAAGCUGUCGAAAAGCUGGUUCUCAUCAAUCCAAAUGCGUACGCUGAAGGAACAAGACAUCUAGCAAAGUUACCAAAAACAAUAGCCUAUGCAGGGGUUUCUUUGUUGAAAAGCAUUCCACUUCGCCUUUACGCAAAUGCCAUGGCUUUCAAUGGCAUUUCAUUCUUUACAAUCUUAGAUUGGACUAAUGUUGGGAGAUUACACUGUAUGCUGCCAUGGUGGGAGGAUUCAACUGUUAGUUUUAUGUCUAGUGGAGGAUAUAAUGUUAUAUCCCAAAUAAAACAGGUAAAGCAUAGAACUCUUAUCAUAUGUGGUGAAAAUGAUCAGAUAGUCAGCUACAAGCUUGUAGUGAAGUUACAUUCUGAACUAGCGAAUGCAAUAAUGCGACAAGUAGCAGACUCAGGUCAUCUUCCUCAUGUCGACAAGCCCACUUGUGUUGCAAAAUUAAUUGCAAGUUUUGCUCUUUGUGACGAACCAUUUAGAAGCCAAUUAUUGAUCACUAAAUAAAAUAUUACAUAUUGUAGUAGAAUAUGCCAAUUGAGUUCAUUUUGGCUCAUAAAAAUAUUAUAAAUUGUAAUAUUAUAUGCCAUUGAGUUCAUUUUGACUCAAUGCUAUUAUAUGCAUAAAGUUCAACCCCAUUCCAUCGCAACAUCGCAUUGGCUUUUUAUAGAUGUUUGACUGUUAAAAGCAGAAUGGUAUUUUUGCUGAUCCAAUUACCUCUGCGCCAUCAGAGAUGGUAAGUUUCCAUUAUACUGAUUGGAGGUUCUUCUCCACCUGAAAUCAUUGGGU